AUGGAGUGGCAGCCUCAGGAGGAGCCACUGGGGCAGCUGGCCUACUGCCUCAGGGAUUCAUUGAAUUCUUACAACAGUGCCGCCCAGAAGCAGGCCGAACAGAUGCUAGAACAAGCGACCUCAUCGCCAGACUAUGUCAACUAUAUCACCUACCUCUUCUGCACGCCGCAGAAACCGGCCGUCUUGAAUUUGCAGGCGGCCGAGUACGACAUGGUCCGUUUCGCCGCGGCGAUGAACCUCAAGAUGAAGAUCCACAUCGCAUACAAUACAAUUCCCCAGGAUUCCCUCGCCUAUAUCCGCUCAGCCACCCUCAUCGGCCUCCGGGAUAAUAACGCCCAGGUGCGGAACUCCGCCGGUAUCGUGAUAACGGAGUUGAUCUCAAAGGCGGGGCUAUUGGCGUGGCCCGAGGUGCUCCAUGAGCUGCUGAACCUGGUUGAAAACCCGUCCGGGGAUGCAGCUACAACAACUCGGGAAGCUGCAAUGUCGGCCUUGUUCAAGGUCUGUGAGGAUAACCGCCGGAUCCUCGAGCGGGACUACAACGGGCAGUGCCCCCUGGACGUGAUCAUCCCGAAGCUACUUUCGUUCAGCUCCAUCGAGAGCUCCCGAAUUCGGGAAUCGGCGCUGAAGGCUGUCCUUAUCUUCCUCCCUCACCGACCCAAGGCUCUUCUCGCGCAGAUGGAUGUGUUUCUGUCGCAGCUGUUCCAGCUGUCUAACGACUCUUCGCUGGAAGUCCAGCGUACGGUGUGCCAGGCUUUUGCACAGCUUGUGGACUUCGCCCCGGAGAAGCUCAUUCCUCAUAUGGAAGGGCUGGUCAACUAUAUUAUCAUUCAACAGCAGAGUCAGGUCGACCCGGAACUGAACCUCGAUGCUGCGGAGUUCUGGCUGGUUGCGGGUGAGCAGGAUGCCCUACAGCAGCCUUUGGCUCCGCAUAUGCCAAAGAUUGUGCCAGUGCUACUGCAGAGUAUGGUAUAUGAUGAGGAGGAAGCUAUCCGGCUAGCGGGCGAGGGCGAUGACGCUGACGUGGAAGACCGCGAAGAAGAUCUAAAACCACAGUUUGCUAAGUCCAAGGCUGGUCGCUUAGAUACUACCAAGAACGCCGGACAGCAGAACGGUGAUGCGCAGGCAGCACCACAGGCAGAGGAUGAUGACCUCAGUGAAGGUGAGAUUGAGGACUCCGAGUUCGGGGACGAUCCCGAGGAUGAGUGGACGCUACGCAAGUGCUCUGCUGCUGCGUUGGAUGUCUUCUCGAAUGUCUACCAUGAGCCAAUCUUCGAAGUCAUCCUACCUUAUCUGAAGGAGACCCUUCGUCACGAACAAUGGGUGCAGCGGGAGGCCGCUGUUCUGACUCUCGGUGCGGUAGCGGAUGGCUGUAUGGACGCAGUUACUCCCCACCUUCCUGAACUUGUUCCAUACCUGAUUUCCCUGCUCAAUGACUCGCAACCGGUGGUUCGACAGAUCACCUGCUGGUGUCUUGGCCGCUAUUCCGAGUGGGCUUCUCACGUUGGCGAGCCGUCCGAGCGAGCUCGCUUCUUCGAGCCCAUGAUGGAAGGUAUCCUCCACCGGAUGCUUGAUGGAAACAAGAAGGUCCAAGAGGCCGCCGCGUCUGCUUUUGCUAGCUUGGAAGAGAAGUCAGAUGCCAACUUGAUCCCAUACUGUGAACCCAUUCUCCGCCAGUUCGUGCUGUGCUUUGGCAAGUACAAGGACCGCAACAUGUACAUUCUCUACGACUGUGUGCAGACCCUGGCCGAGUGCGUCAUGGGCGAACUGGCGAAGCCUCAACUCGUCGAUAUCCUCAUGCCCGCCCUCAUCGACCGCUACAACAAGGUGUCUGACCAGUCCCGAGAACUUUUCCCGCUGCUAGAGUGUCUUGGAUAUGUGGCGGCCGCAUACGGCGACGCAUUUGCCCCGUUCGCACCGCCACUCUUCCAGCGAUGCAUUAAGAUUAUUUACGAGAAUCUGCAGGAGUACAUGAACUCCGUGAACAACCAUACCAUCGACGAACCGGACAAAGAUUUCUUGGUUACCAGCUUGGACCUGCUGAGCGCGAUCAUCCAGGCGAUCGAUCCAAACAAGAGCGGAGAGCUGGUCGCCAACUCGCAACCGCGGUUUUUCGAUCUGCUCUGCUUCUGUAUGCAAGAUCCGAACUACGAGGUGCGACAAUCGUCCUACGCUCUGCUCGGUGACUGUGCUAUCAACAUCUUCCCUCAGCUAGAUCAAUUCACCAAUGAGAUCGUGCCCAUCCUCAUCAAACAGCUAGACCUCGACCUGAUCCGCGAUGACGACCGGCACACCGGCUUUAGCGUAUUAAACAACGCUUGCUGGUCCUGUGGAGAGAUCGCCGUGAACGAAAAGGCCGGGCUCGCCCCGUACGCAGAGAAGCUAUACCACGGCCUCCUAUCCAUCAUCAAUAACGAGGAGAUCAUCGACUCGGUCAACGAAAACGCCGCCAUGGCGCUGGGCCGUCUAGGAAUCUGCUGCUCAGACCAGCUUGCGCCGCGAUUGGCAGAGUACGCCGGCACGUUCCUGAAGUCCAUGAACAAAAUCGAUUUCACGCGGGAAAAGGCGUCCGCUUUUCUGGGAUUCAACCAGGUCGUUAUGAAGAAUCCAGCAGCUAUGGAGUCAUCUCUUGGUGGAUACUUCCAGGCCAUUGCUGCUUUCCCGGGCAAGUCACUUCACCAGGAUGAAUUCCAGGAUAUCCAAAGUUCAUUUCAACAGGUCCUGCAAGGUUACAAAAAUAUGAUACCCGAUUUCGAUUCGUUCAUGACCCAGCUUCCGCCGCCUGUCGCGCAGAAGCUCCGCUCUGUAUAUCAGAUUUAG
Aspergillus puulaauensis is the source of this 2817-nucleotide messenger RNA. RefSeq names its product putative importin beta-2 subunit. Gene Ontology annotation, molecular function: small GTPase binding; nuclear import signal receptor activity. The transcript is spliced from 3 exons. NCBI's taxonomy places the organism in Eukaryota, Fungi, Ascomycota, Eurotiomycetes, Eurotiales, Aspergillaceae. The record is from RefSeq and is a predicted model, not a curated record. The coding region runs from base 1 to 2817 and encodes 938 amino acids. Gene Ontology annotation, biological process: protein import into nucleus. Gene Ontology annotation, cellular component: cytoplasm; nucleus.